Danio aesculapii is the source of this 1350-nucleotide messenger RNA. RefSeq lists its product as uncharacterized. Lineage: Eukaryota; Metazoa; Chordata; Actinopteri; Cypriniformes; Danionidae. The transcript is spliced from 12 exons. The coding region runs from base 1 to 1350 and encodes 449 amino acids. The record is from RefSeq and is a predicted model, not a curated record.
AUGACAGUAAAAAAGGACAACGUGAAGAUGUCACAGACCUACAGCUCGCCAGUGAAGGUGGAGGAGCUGGAAGAAGAACUGAGAGCUCAGAUUCACUCUCUGAGGACUGCGAUUGAGGACAAGGACAUUUUACAUCAAAUAUCCUCAAAACCAUACAGCUCUGUCCAUAUUCCAAAAGAUGCAUCUUACUUUCGUCUGGAGAGACAGCAGGUGCUUCACAAAGCGCUGCAGGUGUCGUCCACUAAGCCUGUAGUUUCUCAAGCAGAAGUGGCUCAGAGAGAGAUGGAGAUCUGUCUGAAUCAAGAGCACAAAGCCGACGGUCUGCCUUUACUGCUGCAUCAGUUUUACACUGAUCAAGCGUAUAAACUGGCACGGUGCAAGUACCAGCUGAUGCUCAGAUGGAGGAGAUUUGGCCGCCAUUCCACUGUCCUGAAGAAACUACAUCCCCAGUAUGAAAAGCAGAUCACACAUUUAACGGCUGAAUUUGAGGAUUGUGUUCAUCGUGCACGUCGUCUUGCCGUAUCCAGAGAGAAGAUGCUGCUGGGUUUGGAGAGUCCCAUCGCUGUGAUCACACAGGAGGACAUCAACAUUUACCUGCAGUGGCUUAUAUGUCAUCUGCACUCCGUCAAACACAUCCACAACUUUCUGCAUGUUGUUCAUUAUCUUCCUUCGACUGAGUGGAUUGAAGAUCACACUUCUACAGCUGUAGAUCUGACAUCUCCUGCGUAUUUUGAUGGGGUGUUUGUAUCGAUGCCAGAGCUUCCCUUGCAUUCAAUCAAUUUAGAGGAUUUUAAAGUCCAGCUGGAUUUUCUGCUGUCACAUUAUAACAUUGAGUACAACACAAACAGCAUCAAGACUGCAGCAGAUGAAAUGGAGCUCUUCAGUCAGGUUCUGUAUGUGUUCAGGACUGUGUUUAAACAGCAGGAGGAGAUGAAGAUCUUCCUUCAGUAUGACAGCACUGAAGCCACAGACAGGAGAUUUGGCAGAAAGAGUCCAAACAUGACGCUCAGAAAACAGGCCAGCUGGAUUCCUCAUAUUCAGAUGAAACCAAAGCGAGAUCCUUGGCUGCAGAAACAAAUGGCCAAACUGAAGGAGCUCAGAUCGAUGGAUGAACUUCUGCAGAUGCAUAGCAGCCUCCUGGAGGAUUCAGAUCUUCAUAAAGUGACCGAUGCUUUAAAGAAGUUCAUUACCUCAGUUUGUCAACCAGAAGCUUCAUCCCUUACAGACACUUCAGAUGUGUGGAGAAACAUUCAUAACACAGCAAAUAUGCUUCAAGUGACCACCAGACAAACGUCUCAUUUACCUAAAUAUCCAGAUCAGAAGCCCUCUGAGAAGAAGAGUAAAGGGUAA